UCCCUGCUCGAGCUGGAGGUUCGGGAACCCACGUGGGCUGGGUGUAUGGUUGCGCGGUGGUGAGAUUGAGCGGCUCCCUCUGGACCUGGCACCAUGGGGAGGCUGCGCAAGCGGUACAACUUCAAGGGGCGCCAGCAGGCGGCCCCGGACCCCGGGAAGGGUCCCCCAGAGCCGCCUCCGGUGCGACUGGAGCUAGAAGAGAAGGAUGCUUUGAAAGGAGUGGACGCCAGCAAUGCACUCGUCUUGCCUGGGAAGAAGAAAAAGAAGGCCAGAGCCCCUCCCCCAUCCAAGAAAGAGAAGAAGCCUCUCACCAAGAAAGAGCGGAAAAUGCUGCAGAAGGUCUUGGAACAAAAGGAGAAAAAGAGCCAGCGAGCAGAGAUGCUCCAGAAGUUGAAUGAGGUGCAGGUCUCGGAGACGGAGAUGAAGCUCUUUUACACUACAUCCAAGCUGGGCACCGGGGACCGCAUGUACCACGUCAGAGAGAAGCUUUCGGAGGUGGUGGCCCAGGAUCAGAAGAUCAACAGCCUCAGCGGAGCGGGCCGGAAACGCCACCGCCUGGAGUCAGAGGAAGAAGAGUUGGAAAGCUCGGGGGAGUCAGAACCUGACCAGGCCCCCACGACGGAGAUUGUGCAGCAGCAGGGGCCAGCUGUGCAUGUGUCCCCAGCAGUGGGAGAUGACAGUCCAGUGCCCAGUGCUCUGCCCACUCCGGCAGAGCCCCCCAGGCCUCCUCCAGCAGCAGGCCCCACCUUGGCCCGGCCCCCCACAAAGCCCGCCAUCUUCAUCCCUGUGAAUCGCACCCCGGAAAUGCAGGAGGAACGGUUGAAGCUCCCGAUUCUCGCUGAGGAACAAGCCAUCAUGGAGGCUGUGGCCGAGCACCCCAUCAUCAUCGUGUGUGGGGAGACCGGCAGUGGCAAGACCACGCAGGUGCCCCAGUUCCUCUACGAGGCCGGCUACAGCAGUGAGAACAGCAUCAUCGGUGUCACCGAGCCCCGCCGAGUGGCCGCCAUGGCCAUGUCCCAGCGAGUGGCCAAGGAGAUGAACCUGUCACAUCGGGUCGUGUCCUACCAGAUCCGUUACGAAGGCAACGUGACUGAAGAGACCAGGAUCAAGUUCAUGACGGAUGGUGUGCUGCUCAAGGAAAUCCAGAAGGACUUCCUGCUGCUGAAAUACAAGGUGGUGAUCAUUGACGAGGCCCACGAGCGGAGCGUGUACACGGACAUCCUCAUCGGCCUCCUGUCCCGCAUCGUGAUGCUCCGAGCCAAGAGACACCUGCCCCUGAAGCUGCUUAUCAUGUCGGCCACACUGCGGGUGGAGGACUUCACCCAGAACCAGCGCCUCUUCGCCAAGCCGCCCCCCGUCAUCAAGGUGGAGUCCAGGCAGUUCCCGGUGACCGUGCACUUCAACAAGCGGACGCCACUGGACGACUACAGCGGAGAGUGUUUCCGAAAGGUCUGCAAGAUUCACCGCAUGCUGCCCGCAGGCGGCAUCCUGGUGUUCCUGACGGGCCAGGCUGAGGUGCACGCCAUGUGCCGCCGGCUCAGGAAAGCCUUUCCACACACCAGACACAAGCCGCCAGAAGAGGAUGACCAGAAAGAUUCUGCAAAGGAAAUGCGCAAGUUUAAGAAGUCUAGGACAAGGGCAAGGAAGGCCCAGGCAGUGACAGCGUUACCCCAGAUCAGCCUGGACAACUACUCAGUGCUGCCUGUCGGUGAAGGUGAUGAAGACAGGGAGGCAGAAAUGGACGACGAAGAGGAUGCCCUGGGCUCUGACCUCGACCUGGACUUGGGGGACGGUGGAGAGGACACAGGUGGGCAGCCAGAUGCCUCACUCCCCAUGCACGUGCUCCCGCUCUAUUCUCUGCUGGCCCCCGAGAAGCAGGCGCAGGUCUUCAAACCACCCCCUGAGGGGACCCGCCUGUGUGUGGUGGCCACCAACGUAGCCGAGACAUCCCUUACCAUCCCAGGCAUCAAGUAUGUGGUGGACUGUGGGAAGGUCAAGAAGCGCUACUACGACCGUGUCACCGGCGUGUCCUCCUUCCGUGUCACCUGGGUGUCCCAGGCCUCAGCUGACCAGCGGGCAGGUCGUGCAGGCCGAACAGAGCCUGGACACUGCUACAGGCUCUAUUCAUCUGCAGUCUUUGGGGACUUUGAGCAGUUUCCUCCCCCCGAGAUCACACGGAGGCCUGUGGAAGACUUGAUUCUUCAGAUGAAAGCCCUCAACAUCGAGAAGGUCAUCAACUUCCCCUUCCCCACGCCCCCUUCUGUGGAAGCCCUCGUUGCUGCAGAGGAGCUGUUGAUUGCACUGGGUGCCCUGCAGGCUCCCCAGAAAUCGGGAAGGAUGAAGCAGCUGCAGAGCGCCCAGCUGAGCUGCCCCAUCACGGAGUUGGGCAGGACCAUGGCCACGUUCCCUGUGGCGCCCCGCUACGCCAAAAUGCUGGCUCUGAGCCGCCAGCAUGACUGCCUGCCCUAUGCCAUCACCAUCGUGGCCGCCAUGACUGUGCGCGAGCUGUUCGAGGAGCUGGACAGGCCAGCCUCGAGCGACGAGGAGCUGGCCCAGCUGAAGAGCCAGCGGGCGCGGGUGGCCCAGAUGAGGAGAAUCUGGGCUGGGCAAGGCGCAUCUCUGAAGCUCGGCGACAUCAUGGUGAUGCUGGGUGCCGUGGGGGCCUGCGAGUACUCGGGCUGCUCCCCCCAGUUCUGCGAGGCCAACGGGCUGCGGUACAAGGCCAUGCUGGAGAUCCGGCGCCUGCGCGGCCAGCUGACCACAGCAGUCAAUGCCGUGUGCCCAGAGGCCGGGCUCUUCGUGGACCCCAAAAUGCAGCCCCCCUCCGAAAUCCAGGUGACUUACCUACGGCAGAUCGUGACAGCUGGCCUGGGUGACCACCUGGCCCGCAGGGUCCAGAGCGAGGAACUGCUGGAUGACAAGUGGAGGAAUGCCUACAAGACCCCACUUCUCAACGACCCCGUCUUCAUCCACCCCAGCUCUGUCCUCUUCAAAGAGCUCCCUGAGUUUGUGGUCUACCAGGAGAUUGUGGAGACCACCAAGAUGUACAUGAAAGGUGUCUCCACCGUGGAGAUACAGUGGAUCCCCGCCCUGCUGCCUUCCUACUGCCAGUUCGACAAACCACUGGAGGAGCCGCCCCCCAGCUUCUGCCCUGACACGGGGCGCGUGCUCUGCCACCGGGCCAGCGUGUUCUAUCGUGUCAGCUGGCCGCUACCCACCAUCCAGGUGGAUUUUCCAGAGGGUAUUGACUGCUACAAGCACUUCGCCCGCUUCCUGCUGGAAGGGCAGGUCUUCUGCAAGCUGGCCUCCUACAAGAGCUGUUUACUGUCCAGCCCCAACACCAUGCUGAAGACAUGGGCCAGGCUGCAGCCCAGAACCGAGAGCCUCCUGAAAGCCCUGGUCGCCGAGCAGGCCUGCAGCCGGGACACCUUGCUGGCCGCAUGGAAGAAAGACCCCAAAUAUCUACUAGCUGAAUACUGUGAGUGGCUCCCGCAGGCCAUGCACAGCGACGUGGAGAAGGCCUGGCCCCCCACCGGGAACCGCUGACACCCCUCAGCAGGGACCAGGGGCCACGUGACAACCAGCUUCCAGCCUGGCCAUCCUGAGGGACAGGCCCAGCCUCCAGAAGCCCAAUUCUCAGCCUGAGCAUGGGCACUGCUGGCUGCCACAUGGGUCAGGACAGUGUUGUUGUUUUUUAUGACUAUUUAUUCAGGGACAGAUGGUGCCAGUCCCUGUUUGAAGUGCCUUCUGUGGACUACGUUAGUCCCUGAGGAGCAGGGUGGAGUAGGAAAGGGCAGAAGGCAGUGUGGGGGUUCCCUCCAGGGUCCUUCCUCUGCUCUGUCCUUCUGGACAUGGGGAGUCGCACCCCCAUCCCUCAGUAAAACGGGACCUGGUUUCACAGUGCCCCCAGCUGCCCACCAGGAGCCUCCUCUUCGGUGACAAAGAGCUGACUUUGGACAUUCUUGGUGCCCCGCAGACGGGUGCUCACACUGGGGACCCCAGCCCCUUACUCUCCUUCCGCUUUUCCCUGGUUGUAAGGAAGGAAGGGUGGAGGAGACUGCCCUUCUCCAUGGUGAGGGUCCCCACUGAGCUCCUGGGUGGGCUGCUUGCCACCGGAAUAAACACUUCCGCCACCCAGA
Molecule: messenger RNA, 4139 nt
Organism: Erinaceus europaeus (western European hedgehog)
Lineage: Eukaryota; Metazoa; Chordata; Mammalia; Eulipotyphla; Erinaceidae
Gene: DHX37
Product: DEAH-box helicase 37
Exons: 27
Coding region: 94-3546 (1150 amino acids)
Biological process (GO): maturation of SSU-rRNA from tricistronic rRNA transcript (SSU-rRNA, 5.8S rRNA, LSU-rRNA)
Cellular component (GO): intracellular anatomical structure; nucleolus
Molecular function (GO): RNA binding; ATP binding
Source: RefSeq, a predicted model, not a curated record